This is a messenger RNA of Gadus morhua (Atlantic cod), 4766 nucleotides long. It is a transcript of the gene chd5, whose product is annotated as chromodomain helicase DNA binding protein 5. NCBI's taxonomy places the organism in Eukaryota, Metazoa, Chordata, Actinopteri, Gadiformes, Gadidae. Gene Ontology annotation, molecular function: ATP binding; ATP hydrolysis activity; histone binding. Gene Ontology annotation, biological process: chromatin remodeling. The record is from RefSeq and is a predicted model, not a curated record. Gene Ontology annotation, cellular component: nucleus; chromatin; NuRD complex.
AUGACAGUCCAGCCUCUAAUCGCUAAGAAGAACCCCAAGAUCCCCAUGUCCAAGAUGAUGACCGUGCUGGGGGCCAAGUGGCGCGAGUUCAGCGCCAACAACCCCUUCAAAGGGUCCUCGGCCAACGCCGUGGCCGCCGCCGUGGCCGCCGCCGUGGAAACGGUUACCGUGACGCAGCCCGUCUCCAUCAGCAGCAGCAGCGGCAGCCAGCCAGGGUCCGGCCUGGGGCUGCUGAAGAAGGCCAAGACCAAGGAGGGGAAGGGACCGGGGGUCAGGAAGAAGAGCAGGAGCUCCAAGGAGGUGAAGAGGAAGGCCAAGCCCAAGAAGACCAAGUCCAAGUCUGGGGGCAGGAAGAAGAGGGCCUCUUCUAGUGAGGAUGACUUCCUGGAUGAGUCGGACUUUGAUGACAUCAGCGUCCACAGCGCCACGGUGCUGUCAGACACCGUGGCAACCGCCGCCGCCGCCGCCAAGAAGAAGGCUCGCCGAGGGAGGAAGAAGAGGAAAAGGGAGGACGGGGACGGCUACGAGACGGACCACCAGGACUACUGCGAGGUGUGCCAGCAGGGCGGCGAGAUCAUCCUGUGUGACACCUGCCCCCGGGCGUACCACCUGGUGUGUCUGGAGCCCGAGCUGGAGAAGGCCCCGGAGGGCAAGUGGAGCUGCCCCCACUGCGAGAAGGAGGGCAUCCAGUGGGAGGCCAAGAUGGACGAGGAGGAGGAGGAGGAGGAGGAGGAGGUGGUGAUCGAGGAGGAGGACGACCACAUGGAGUUCUGCCGCGUGUGUAAGGACGGCGGGGAGCUGCUGUGCUGCGACACCUGUCCGUCAUCCUACCACAUCCACUGCCUGAACCCGCCCCUCCCCGAGAUCCCCAACGGGGAGUGGCUGUGUCCGCGCUGCAUGUGCCCGCCGCUGAAGGGGAAGGUCCAGAAGAUCCUCCACUGGACCUGGGGGGAGCCCCCGCUGCCAGCCCAGCCCCCCCCCGGCCCCGACGGCGCGCCCACCGACCCGCUGCUCAAGCCCCCGCUGAAGGGCCACCCCGAGAGGGAGUUCUUCGUCAAGUGGGGGGCCCUGUCCUACUGGCACUGCUCCUGGAUCAGCGAGCUGCAGCUGGAGCUCUACCACACCGUCAUGUACCGCAACUACCAGCGCAAGAACGACAUGGACGAGCCCCCGCCCUUCGACUACGGCUCUGGGGAGGAGGAGCUUAACAACGAGAAGAGGAAGAGCAAGGACCCCCAAUACGCCAUGAUGGAAGAGCGCUUCUACCGCUACGGCAUCAAGCCUGAGUGGCUGAUCAUCCACCGCGUGGUCAACCACAGCUUCGACAAGGACAGUGACGUGCACUACCUGACCAAGUGGAGGGACCUGGCGUACGACCAGAGCACCUGGGAGAGGGACGACUUCGACGUCCCGGACUACGACCCGCAGAAGGCCCUCUACUGGGACCACAGAGAGCAGAUACUCGGGGAGGACCAGCGCCCCCUGCUGGUCAAGAGGGGGAAGAAGUUAAAGGAAGACCAUCCCAAGAGGGAAAUCCCCCCUGACGCUCCCAUCAUCGAUCCCACCAUAAAGUUUGAGCACCAGCCGUGGUACAUCAACGCCACGGGGGGCACGCUGCACCCCUACCAGCUGGAGGGGCUGAACUGGCUGCGGUUCUCCUGGGCCCAGGGCACCGACACCAUCCUGGCCGACGAGAUGGGCCUGGGCAAGACGGUCCAGACCAUCGUGUUCCUGUACUCGCUCUACAAGGAGGGCCACUCCAAGGGCCCCUUCCUGGUGAGCGCCCCCCUCUCCACCAUCAUCAACUGGGAGCGGGAGUUUGAGCUGUGGGCGCCCGACUUCUACGUGGUGACGUACACGGGGGACAAGGACAGCCGCGCUGUCAUCAGGGAGAACGAGUUCACCUUCGAGGACAGCGCCGUCAAGACCGGCCGCAAGGUGUUCCGCAUGAAGAAAGACACGCCCAUCAAGUUCCACGUGCUGCUCACCUCGUACGAGCUGAUCACCAUCGACCAGGCGGUUCUGGGCUCCAUUAACUGGGCCUGCCUGGUGGUGGACGAGGCCCACCGCCUCAAGAACAACCAGUCCAAGUUCUUCAGGAUACUCAACGGCUACAAGAUCUACUACAAGCUGCUGCUGACCGGAACGCCCCUUCAGAACAAUCUGGAAGAACUCUUUCACCUUCUCAACUUCCUCACGCCAGAGCGCUUUAACAACCUGGACGGCUUCCUGGAGGAGUUUGCGGACAUCUCCAAGGAGGACCAGAUCAAGAAGCUCCACGACCUGCUGGGGCCCCACAUGCUGCGCCGGCUGAAGGCCGACGUCUUCAAGAACAUGCCCUCCAAGACGGAGCUCAUCGUCAGGGUGGAGCUCAGCCCCAUGCAGAAGAAGUACUAUAAGUUCAUCCUGACGCGGAACUUUGAGGCACUGAACUCCAAGGGCGGAGGGAACCAGGUGUCGCUGCUCAACAUCAUGAUGGACCUGAAGAAGUGCUGCAACCACCCCUACUUGUUCCCCGUGGCGUCCAUGGAAGCGCCGGUGACGGCCAGCGGCUCGUACGACGGGAACCAGCUGGUGAAGUCCUCGGGGAAGCUGACGCUCAUGCAGAAGAUGAUGAGGAAGCUGAAGGACCAGGGACACCGUGUCCUCAUCUUCUCCCAGAUGACCAAGAUGCUGGACCUGCUGGAGGACUUCCUGGAGUACGAGGGCUACAAGUACGAGAGGAUCGACGGGGGCAUCACUGGGGGGCUACGGCAGGAGGCCAUCGACCGCUUCAACGCGCCGGGUGCUCAGCAGUUCUGCUUCCUGCUGUCCACGCGUGCGGGCGGCCUGGGAAUCAACCUGGCAACCGCCGACACCGUCAUCAUCUACGACUCUGACUGGAACCCCCACAACGACAUACAGGCGUUCAGCCGGGCCCACCGCAUCGGGCAGAACAGGAAGGUGAUGAUCUACCGCUUCGUGACGCGGGCCAGCGUUGAGGAGCGCAUCACGGAGGUGGCCAAGAGGAAGAUGAUGCUGACCCACCUGGUGGUGCGGCCUGGCCUGGGCUCCAAGACGGGCUCCAUGUCCAAGCAGGAGCUGGACGACAUCCUCAAGUUCGGCACCGAGGAGCUCUUCAAGGACGAGAUGGAGGCGGCGCGUGCCAUGGGCAUGAUCAAAGGGGAGAUGAAGGAGUGCGACGAGGGCAGUGUGAUCCACUACGACGACAACGCCAUCUCGAAGCUGCUGGACCGCAGCCAAGACAACACGGAGGACACGGAGAUCCAGAACAUGAACGAGUACCUGAGCUCCUUCAAGGUGGCCAAGUACGUUGUGAAGGAGGAGGACGGAGAGGAGGAGCCUCAGAGGGAGAUCAUCAAGCAGGAGGAGAACGUGGACCCGGACUACUGGGAGAAGCUGCUGCGCCACCACUACGAGCAGCAGCAGGAGGACCUGGCCCGCAACCUGGGCAAGGGCAAGAGGAUCCGCAAGCAGGUCAACUACAACGACGCCACGCAGGAGGACCAAGAGUGGCAGGAUGAUCUUUCAGACAAUCAAUCCGAGUACUCCGUGGGGUCCGAAGACGAGGACGAAGACUUCGAGGAGAGACCUGAAGGCGGACGCCGCCACUCCCGCCGCCAGCUGAGAGGGGAGAAGGACAAGCCCCUGCCGCCCCUGCUGGCCCGCGUGGGGGGCAGCAUCGAGGUGCUGGGGUUCAACGCCCGGCAGAGGAAGGCCUUCCUGAACGCCAUCAUGCGCUGGGGCAUGCCCCCCCAAGACGCCUUCAACUCCCACUGGCUGGUGCGCGACCUGCGGGGCAAGAGCGAGCGGGAGUUCAGGGCGUACGUCUCUCUGUUCAUGAGACACCUCUGUGAGCCGGGGGCCGACGGGGCCGAAACCUUCGCCGACGGGGUCCCGCGCGAGGGCCUGUCCCGCCAGCACGUCCUCACGCGCAUCGGGGUCAUGUCGCUGGUCCGGAAGAAGGUCCAGGAGUUUGAGCACGUCAACGGUAAGCUGAGCUCCCCGGACCUCAUCCCCAUCGGGAUGGAGCUGAAGAAGCUGACCGAGAGCCUGUCGUCAGACCCCAACACGCCGGUGGCAGCCAGUCCCGCCGCCACGCAGCCUGGGACCCCCGUCCCCGCAGAAAAACUCGAGUCUCUGUCUGGCUCCACUGAGGAGAAGGAAUCCCCGGAGCCAGACAGCAAGAAACACCAUGAACAGGAAGCCAGUGUUGCGGGAGAGCCCGCCCCCACCCCAGAGAAGCCCCCCGACAGCCCGGAGCCCAAGGGGGGGGGCGGAGAGGGGGCCGGACCCGAGGAGAGGGAGAGGGCCGGGUCGCCCGCCCCCACCAAGGGAGAGUCGUCCAGCAGCCAAUCAAAAGAGCCGACGGCCAAGGCCUCAGACCCGCCCUCCAAUGAGAGCGCAGCUAGAGUGGACCCCUGUCAGGAAACGCCAGAGAAGUCCUCAGAGAAGGGAGAGAGUGAACCCGUAUCCAAGACCGACGAUAAGGAACACAAGCCAGCCGCUGCGGACGAGGUGAAGAGCGAGGAGGUGGUGUCCGAGGGACGGCUGAAUGGAGAGAAGGACCCCCCCGAGGAGACAGAGGAGAGGAAGGAGGACAGGAACGGCUUCAAGACCAGAUUCAUGUUCAACAUCGCCGACGGAGGCUUCACGGAACUCCACACUCUGUGGCAGACCGAGGAGCGAGCCGCCCUGUCCUCCGGAAAGAUCUACGACAUCUGGCACCGUCGCCAUGACUACUGGCUGCUGGCUGGCAUCGUCAC